Messenger RNA from Xyrauchen texanus (razorback sucker), 3940 nucleotides. Its product is annotated as lysophosphatidylserine lipase ABHD12-like. The record is from RefSeq and is a predicted model, not a curated record. Gene Ontology annotation, molecular function: monoacylglycerol lipase activity; phosphatidylcholine lysophospholipase A1 activity. Gene Ontology annotation, biological process: monoacylglycerol catabolic process; phosphatidylserine catabolic process. Bases 191 to 1336 code for a protein of 381 amino acids. The transcript has 13 exons. Gene Ontology annotation, cellular component: endoplasmic reticulum membrane. Lineage: Eukaryota; Metazoa; Chordata; Actinopteri; Cypriniformes; Catostomidae.
AGUGCUGAAUGUCAGAAACGCCGGGAGGAGAGACACCGGAUCACACACAUACACACACUCCUGCGGUACAACCGGAUCCAGUGCGUUUAACCGGCCCUACCUUUUGAUUCAGCGAGGCUAAGCGCAGGACUGCAGUGUAUAAUCUCCAGUCUCUUGAGUUUGUUUUCCUUUGCUAUUUUACGUUUCAGUAAUGCGAAUGCGAAAACGAAAAGACAGCGCAGAUCAUGACAGCUGUGCACUACUGGACGACAGCUCCGACCUAAAGCAUUGCAACAAACACACACACGCUGGUACUGAUCCAGGAGGUUCAGAGAAAGCUAUGGGAAGACGCUACAGGAGAGGUGGUCUGAUGUGGCGGAUGACGAGGAUAAUAAUCUGGGUGCUCGGAAUCUACAUCGCCAUCCCUGUUAUCAUCAAACUCUGUCCAUCAAUACAAGCAAAACUAGUAUUUUUAAACUUUGUGCGCGUGCCGUAUUUUAUAGAUCUGAAGAGGCCACAGGAUCAGGGCUUGAACCACACUCGUAACUUCUACCUGCAGCCAGAGGAGGGAAUCAACAUUGGAGUAUGGCACACUGUACCUGCAGUGAUGUGGAGGGAGGCUCAGGGUGAAGAUGCUGAGUGGUAUGACCGAAGCUUCCAGUCCAAUCACCCUGUCAUCCUUUAUCUCCACGGCAAUGCGGGGACAAGAGGAGGGGAUCACAGAGUUCAGCUCUACAAGGUCCUCAGUUCAUUAGGCUACCAUGUAGUCACAUUCGAUUACAGAGGUUGGGGUGACUCUGAAGGCAGCCCUUCAGAGAAAAUGAUGACAUUAGAUGCCGUCUUCCUCUACCAGUGGAUAAAGCAAAGGAUUGGUCAGAAGCCCCUCUACAUCUGGGGUCACUCGCUGGGCACAGGAGUUGCCACUAACCUAGUGAGGCGUCUGUGCGACCGGGGGACACCACCUGACGCGCUGAUCCUAGAGUCACCCUUUACAAAUAUUAGAGAGGAAGCCAAGAGCCAUCCCUUCUCUAUGGUUUACAGAUAUCUACCAGGAUUCGACUGGUUCUUCCUGGAUGCUAUAACUGCAAACGACAUUCGAUUUGCCAGCGACGAGAAUGUGAACCACAUAUCCUGUCCGGUUCUGAUCUUGCAUGCAGAAGAUGACACAGUUGUUCCCUUCCAGCUUGGAAAAAAGCUGUAUGAUUUGGCUGCUCAGAGUAAGAGUCUGAACGGACAUAAAGUGCAGUUUUUCCCUUUCCCCAGCUCUCUGGGCUACCGACAUAAGUUUAUCUACAAAAGCCCACAGCUAUCAAACAUACUCAGUGAGUUCCUCAGUACAUCGCAUCCUCACGUGUAGUCAAGAUAAUUUCACCUGACUGCCCUCUCACACACACCCACAUGUACAUGUGUACACACAGCACUGUGUACAUCAUGUGUAUAUGCAAUGCGCACACAAGCAUGGACUGAAGAUGCACUAGUUCUUUUGCAUUCCUAUGUUAACUUAAAACCUAAGGAAGGAGAAAGUUUUCAGUUUUUCAGGCUGAUUUGUUUCACUGCCUCCUGUUGUCAUGGUAACUGAUCUGAAGGGGCAGCUAGAACACACAGUAUGCAAAAUUAUUUGCAAAUAUGCACUAAAAUUAAUGCUUAAGUCAACAAACCAUCAAAUGAAUAAAGAAUACCAGCUGAAGUUUUAACGAUGGCACUGCGAAGACCACACGUGGAUCACGGUCAAAGGAACAACAUGCUAUUAUGAUGUCACUUUUCUGUGGCGAGAACGGUCAGUGCAAGCUGACUGUGAUUCACUCCUUUUUUACAAAUGUACUAAAAUGAUCAACAAUAUCAUGGACCUUAUUAAAUUCUGAAAUCCACUCAAUGUGAAUAAAACGGGUUUUUUUUUAGGUUGAACUUGGAUUAUGUACAAAACAAAUGUACUCUUUAUUUUAUUCAUUUAAAAUUUUCACCUUAAUGAGCUAAACUUAACGGGAUAUAUUUGUUAUUGGAUAAACCUGCAGCUGUGAUUUAUAUUGCUGUGUUUUGUUUGGUUGCUUGCUAUGCAUAUGUCCACAGUCAGAAAGGAAUGACAUUGUGAAAUGAGAAUUCCUUCUCCAAAACCACAAAUGGUAUGUGAUUAUUUAUCAAAAAAAAUAUAUAAGUCAGUUGAUCGCUACUAGUUUGCAUGCCUGUUACCGAAAAAAAAAAAAAAGAGAACUGCAAACUGUAUAAAUAGGUUUCUUUCUGUAUGUGAACUAUAUCCUAUUUUUUUUUUAAAGUUGUUUUACCCUUUGCACAUUCCAGAAAAAGACAACUGGUUACUUAUUACCUGGACAUGUUCAUUUACAUAUCUUAUAUGAAGAUCUUUAUUUAUUUGUAUUAAUAUGAAAUGAAUUUCAGUGCCCUCUCUUUUACUAUAGAGCCAAAAAUGCCUGCAAGUCAGCACCUUAGAGACAUAAGAACGGCUUUGGUGACUGUCCAUCUUGAAAAUGUUUUUUCUUUUCUUUCAAUGAGCUCUUUAACGUCUUAUCAGGAUUCCAAAUACCUCAUUAAUGUUCAGUAGCAGUCUGAUGGGACUUUGUGCAAAGCAUGUGAGGUCUCCAAAUGAAAUACUUUGAUUUUAUCCAAACAUCCAUUUUAGUGUGUCUUCCAGUAUUUUAUAAUUGGGUUCUCUUGUUUGGCUUAAUGUUUGAUAGGGGUUUUAAUGGGCAGUUUAUUGGGGGAUAUAUAAAUAUGCAAAUGAUGUCAAAUUAAGUCAAGGACCUAUUUAAGCACCCAGAUCCAUGAUUCUAUCAAAUAAAUAUUUAGCAAUAAUUACAUCUUUGAUGUGCUCUGAUGUCUUAUGUACAUACAGUAUAAUAAUUUUUUCUUUGUUGAGUGUAAUGACUCAUUCAAUCUGAUCAUUAUUAUCUGCAAAUGCAAAUCAUACAGUGUAAUAACUCGUUUGAGAAUCAAGCCUACUGUAUUGUUUCUCAAUGUGUCAGGGUCUAUUUGUCUAAGAUCAGUUUUUUUUUUCUUAUAGGGCUGAUUAUGACAGCAAGGUCAUGUGUGCAUGUAAGCUUUGAUAGUAGAUAUAAACUGGCUGUCCUUUCUGAAAAGGCUCUGUGCACUGCAAAUGUUAUUCUCAGGAAGAAAUUGUAUCACAGUAUUUUUCUGUCCUCUGCCAGUGUGUUGAAAUGGAAAUUCUGUCAUCAUUUACUCACCUUCAUGUUGCUCAAACCUGUAUUACUACACACAAAAGGAGAAAUUGUAUAGUUCUGCUGUCUAGCUAAAAAUUUACAAAAGCAAUUGUCCAUAUGACUUACGACUUGUUCACCAUAUUUCAGAGCUACAGCAGAGGGGAAGAUUUUCAGUGAAUAACCAUUUCAUUCUUUAGUUCUUUCUCGCAAAAAUCAAUUUAAUGUUUUAUUUUUUGAAGCUUCUUUGCAUUACACUAAGUUGUACAGGUGUGGAACAACAUGAGGGUGAGUAAACUAUUACAGAAUUAUCAUUUGCGGGUGAAUUAUUCCAUUAACCAAAAUCUUAGUUUGUGGAGCACUGUAUAGAAAUAGCACGAUAACCAGAAAUCAAGUUUUAGAAAAGUGCAAUAAGUUCUAAAGCUGAAGGACAACCUUACAAAAGACCAAAAAACAAAAUCACUUCUAUAUAUCAUACUAUUUCAAAAAAUGACUUUUAGUGGACCACAGAAUAUUUGGCUGUUACUGUUACUGCUCUGAACACAGAUUUUACUCUGCCGUCUUUAUUGACGUUGACCAAACUUUGCAUAUUUGAAUUCAACACUUUAUCUUUAAAAAAAAAAAAAAGUUUGUUUUGUAAUGAACUGAAAUACUGCCCAGUUAUUUCAACAGCAGCUUUUUGCAGAAUAUAACAUGAGUGAUUUACAAUGUUUGUUUUCUUUCUAAGCUGCUAAACCUUACUGAAUACCUGCACAGAUGUUAGUACAAUAUGUUUGUUUGUACACAAUAAAGGA